This is a messenger RNA of Rhopilema esculentum, 5725 nucleotides long. The record is from RefSeq and is a predicted model, not a curated record. NCBI's taxonomy places the organism in Eukaryota, Metazoa, Cnidaria, Scyphozoa, Rhizostomeae, Rhizostomatidae.
UUUUUUCUGAAAGAAGCGUCAAAUUUUAAAAGUACUUCGUUGUCGCAAAUUAAUUGAUACGCAGAUCAUUAACCUUUUCGGAUCCAAGCAGAAAAUAGAAUCCAGACUAAUGUUGGUUGCUUUGAAAUUUGGAAAAGUACUGCAGUCAGCUUACAAAAAUUGUUUCCCAGGUAAAAAUUAAUCCUUAUCGUACAUCUUCGAACUCACUGAAGUCAAUUGAAGUUUCAUAUAUAGAACAUUUGUGAAGUGGAAGGUUAUGUGCCAUUUUUAACCCUAGUCUUGCCUACAGCCUGAAAUUAGCACUGCAGUCAUGAACUAUAUAAGCAAAAACAGAGCAACGAUUGUGGUAUUACUUUUCUCCAUUUUGAAUGGUUAUGUAGAAGGUCUAUUCCAUGAAAAUGCUUGCAGAUAGAGAACAGGGGUCGAAAUUUUAUUAAUUUAACAAUGAAAUGAAAACUUGUCCCAUUUUUCAAUGGCUAACAAAGCUGCAUCACGUGACUGGUUCCCGCCAUUAAAAAAAUUUGCUGACGCUAUUUUCAGGGCGUUUAUUGCAGCGAUAAAAACACAAUAGUUUAUUUUUCUGCUGUAAAAAAACUAGGCUAUUCAGCAAGAAAGACAUGAAAAUUGGUCUUUAUCGAGUGUUGAACCACUAAUAUAUGCUGUUUCAAUACGUAUAUCUUUAUAGCCACCAAAUCCUCACGACGAUCAACUCGGAAAGCUUCCACCACCAACUCAAAGGGUAGUCAAGAUUUUUAGAUUCGAAAUGAUUUUUUGUGUUUAUUUCCUUCUGGUCGCUCUUGCUGACAACAUGUUUUGCAAUAAUGGAAACUCAAUUCAAGCAGCGAUUGCUUCUACACAGCCAAAUAUAUCUUGUUCAGUUAUUCAUGGGGAAGAUAAAAAGAUAUUUUCAUGGAAUCCCAACCAAACAUAUCAUAUAGAUGUUAUUUUAUACGAAGCAGCUUGGAAAACUCUCAUCAAAUGUGUUAGUGACAAGAUUCUUGCAUUCAAAUACGAAAUUAAAGUAUUAAAUACCGUUUCUAACAACAGUCUUGAAUCAGAAACAGUCCUCUCAGCAACCUCAAAUACAUCGGACACAGUUUUAUUUUCUUUCGAAAAACAGUUCCUUGAAAUGAGUGAGGGCACAAAUAUGCCUUUCAUAAUGAACAUUAUUGAAUCAAACACGACUUGGCUGUUUUUACAAGGAAACUUCUCUCGCCUUGCCAAGCUUCCAAGUUUUUCACAGCUUCCUCUUAACCAAAGUUUUCUUGAGUCUGCUUACAACAGAACCUCGUGGCAAUUCAAACCGUAUUCAUGCAAUCCCAAUUUGGUUAUUGUUCUUCCGGCAAACCUUUCCAAUUUCAAGAAUGGUAGGUUGCAUUUUCGGCUAUUUUUGAUUUAAUAAAUUUUAAGUUUAGAGGCCCAAUUAGUCAGUAUGUGACAUAUCUUCAUGAAGAGAAACCCAAAACUCCCACUUUCCACAAUAAUUAUUCAUUGCUGACUAACUCAGUCACGAACUACAACAAUACUCAGCACUUGAAUGAAUUAUGACUUUUUAAAUUACCAAUAGGCCUAGUGUUAAAGUUGUAAAAAGUUUAAUAACCAAUAGGCCUAGAGCAAUUAGCGGCACCUUGAGCUUCAAAAAUAUCUAACAGAAAAGGUUUGAUUGUCAUCAUAAUGGAAAUAUCUUAUGGAGAGAUGCAAGAGCCAUGACCCUCUGCUCAUUCUUAGAAAGAUUCUUGCUUAUUUACUCGCAAGAGGCUCUAUCCUUUCAUAAUGCUGAACGUUUGGAAGAUAAGAAAUCAUAAGAAAACGUUUGAAAGAGUGUAGUUUUUAGUUAUUCCACAAUUUCAAAACGUUUUGCAAGGUAAUUUGAGACAUUCUUUUAAUGAAGUUCGUAAACCAAUGCGCACACGAUCUAUUUUUCGUUUUUCGUGCAAAUUUUGAAUAUCAGGUGUGAUCUAGCGGUACAAAAUGCUUAUUUAGAAUAUUUUUGAAUCAACUGAAACGCUUUUUCUUGUUUUCAAAGCAUUACUCUCAGGUGCAAAAUUUUUUACAAUAAAAAGUUUUUGAACCUUUUCAACAAUUAAUAGCACUUUUGAUACCCAAUCCCAAUUUUUAUAUAAUUUCACAUAUCUUAUCCCUUCAGAUAACAAAACCUGAUUUAUAAGCAAAAAAACACAAUCUUAAAAUGAUAUCGAUCUUAUCAAACCUUAUAAUGAACCUUUUUCAUUUAAAAUUGUAUUCAGUAGACUCUGUUUAUUUCAAGGUUUCCCUUUGGGCUUCGCAUUUACUGCAAAUCAACUCACGGUGUUAGAAUGGGAAAACAUUACAUUGAAAGAUCUUAAUUAUGAAAUGCUAGUCACGGUACAGAAUAGCAGCUUGUUGCUACACAAUGAGACACAGUUAUUCUUCAUUCCAAGCAUCGCUGAAAGUACUUCACCGGAAAGCAUAGUUCAGGUAUUCAAGAAAGAUGAACUGUCUUCGCUGCAAAUUUCCAAGAUCCUUUCAAUAUCAUCAUCACAUAGAUGUAAUGAAAAUAUCCACGUCUCCUGGUUUGAUGUUCUUACCCUCGUUCAACUGAGCAACAAAUCCAUUAGAGUCUUGAUAGGAUCAAGCUGGAACCAGCACCAAAACUGGAAGGCCUAUAGUCUACCGGACUGGCUCUCACAAGUUACGUACAUUGAGACACAAAUAGAUUUUGACAGACACUCCUUCAUCCUUGCGGCAAACAUAGGCAUGCCCAAAAGAACGAUUAUUUUGGUUUAUGACCUUGCUGAUUCAGAGAGGAAGGAGCUUAAGUUGACCUCAACUCCGUUUUUUCUUGACCACGCCUUAGAAAAGCCGAAGCUUAAAUUGCUAGCAAAAGUUCCAGCAACUCUGCUUUAUGACCAGUUUGAGAUAUGGCUUUCAAGAGAUGCAGGACACAAUUUCAGGCAAAUAUUUGGUGUCCAAAGAGACGAGAAAAUACUACAGGUAGAAACAGCUACAGAAUCUCAAAAAGAAUUAGUCAUUAUAACCACAAGCAAUGUCUUUAGAUACAGCUCAUUUGGAUUGCGAAGGCAGUUGAUCAACUCGGAUCUGCACUGCUUAGCUACAAGCCAAUCCGUAUUUAUUUCAAAUGGAAGCGAAAAGUAUACAUUUUUUUGCAGUGACUCAGUCUUUGGUCCGCCAGAUAUUCCGAAAAUUGUGAGGUUUGAUACUGACAAGUCUCUUAUUUCUUCCAUGUCAAGCAGCAUUGUAAGUGAUUUUGAAAUGAAAGUGAGCCUGCCAGAUGUGUAUAACAAUGUGCACGACAUUAUACUAAAUAUGAACAUUUUUUGUGAGAUUUCCAAGUUUCCGAAUAUACAUCUCUGUAAUGCGAAAGGAGAACAACCUCAAUCACAUACACUUAAGCUCCACCCAGAGAUGCAGUAUUACCCAAACUGUACAUAUAAACUCAAGAACUACAACAACUCUAUGUACAUUAUGACAGCAGCUCCAAACCAAGAAGGACAGUUGUGUAAACUUUGGACUGCAAGCAUGAUUGGUCGUUCUGUAAUACUUUUGAAAGCUCAAGCAUCAUGUUGGGUGAAAUGGCUACUGAAUGAUACGAUUGCUAUUGUCAACUGCUCAGCCUACAACCUGAAAGAAGAAGAAGAAUUCUUCAGUUCCUCUGAUAUUGCGAUUGUUGAUUCAAGUGGUAGUGAGAGAUGCCAGAAAAGCAGCUCACAAGUUUACAUGGCCGAUUCACCUGGAUUAUUUGAAAUAAAUUCUACUUUGUUUUCCUUUUAUGAUCAGGUAAUAGAGAUUGGUGCAAUAUAUGUUCGAUUGGAUAAUGCGGUUGGGAAACUGUCAUUCCACGAAAACAGAACAUUCUUCGCACUACUGGGCAAUGUUACGUUUGAAAAAUCAGCAUUUACCUAUGUCUGCUUCAUUACUGAUCAUGAUAGCGAUGAUAAAAGCAAAUCGCUCUUUAAAAAUAGUUUAAAACCAUGUCAUUUUGAUGUUGCAUAUCAAGGCCUACAAUCUGCAGAUGUGUUUCUGGAUGCAAAUGAUGAAACAGAAUUCAAUUUGACAUUGUCAAAGAUUCUCAAUGAACACCCUUACUUGGACCAAAUCCCGCCUUUUGCAAUACAACCGAUUGAGCCGACACACGUGAAAGUCCAGAUUAAGUCCCGUAUGAAACUCACGCCAAUGACUGUUGAGGUUCUGAUCAAGCAGAAACCGUACAGCAAUGGCACUUCACUGCUAAGUAUCUACGCUACUACGCAACCCGCGCAUUGCAAAGGAUCUCAUAAGCUGAUCACUAUUCACGGAACUUGCCCACCUGGUAAACAUCUUACCUUUGAGUAUCCUCUUGUUUAUGACAGAGACACGUGGUUGUAUGGGAAUCCAAAUGACCACGAAGGCUUUACUCGCCUUGCUACAAUUCCGUUCAACUACCAGCCACCUUCAAUACUCGGUAAAGCGAUUCCAUUGACGCCCAACAUCUACAAUGCAGACCCAAGCAAACCUAUGCACAGGUCUAGCUACAAAAUCAGUAGGGAUAUUGCCAAAUACAAGCAAUGCCAUGGGAAACAGUCAAGAGCCAGCUGCGGUUGCACACUUAACGCAACCAUUUCAUCACGGCCAGAUGAAACUGACUGUAUUCAGAGAGUGUUUAAAGUCUAUUUCAUGGAAGAGUUUACGCCCAAGCUGUUCGUUGUAGACAGAGAUGGAACAAGGACCGACCUAAAGUUUCCUUACUGCAUCACAGAACUGAAUGAACGCAAAGAUUAUUCGAUAGAAAACAAAGUCAGACCUGGUUGCAUGUCAGCUGCGAAAAAGAGCGCUCUGAAAUUUGAUGGUUCUGGUCUAUUUCACUUCAGAGUAAAUGUUAUUAAAUCUGGUUACACGUUUUGUGACUUGCAAACCUACUUUAUCAUUUUUGUUGCUGAUGCACCGAUGCCUUACCCUGCCCAGGAGCUAGUGAGAGCGAUGACGUCAUUUUGUUUUGGGUCAAUCAUACUUUUCGUGUUUUUGAUUAACUUUCAUCUUAAAUGAUCGGGAAAAAGCAUUUAUCUCCAGUAAAAUCCGGUUUACUCUGUGAUCAAACACAAAUGUUAUUGUCUUUGCAGACUAGGCUUCGCAAAUGCACUAUAAAUAAAAGUAUUCAGCUAUCCAAAGAAAUCACCAGCUGUUAAUGUUUCCUUUUGAUGAUAGGCUGCUUAAACGUACUUGCUGUUCCUUCUACCAAUUAAAAAGUUUUCAACUGAACUUUCUUUUUAAUCAAUCCACUGUUAGAGUAAUCUAUCAAGUAAUUACAUGAUAGGGCGUUACUUAUGAAUCAAAUAAUUUGCAUUAACUCGACUCUCGUUUCUGCAAACUGUCUCUACUCCCGCUUCUCAUUUCUUCGCUCCUAGGAAGAGGACAAGAUGGAAAAAUCGCAAAAAGGGUGUAUCCGAUUAGGGAAUGGUUUAUUUAUGAUUUUACAAAAAAAAGAAAGGCGUAGCAGUGUUUGCUUAUUUAGUAGGAAUUCAAUGUAUUGGAAGAACACAAUUUUAGUCCAUUCUCCAAUCAACUUUUAAACGAAGGCUUAUGACAAAUAUAGCAAGCAUUACACGGGCUUUGUCUGAGGAAAUGGCACUUCGUCCGCUUGUUUACACGUUCUUCUGAGAAAUGUCCAUCCACUUGAAUAUUUACGGUCAAAAUAACUAUUAUCCUGUUGAAUAGGCCUAAAUCGAGGUAUCUCUAAAAUGCUGAAUAU